CUCCUGCGUGCAAUGGUCGAACUCCGCAAACUCACGGCUGGCGUUCUGGCCACCGCAAAGGCGGUAUGGAAAGGUGGCAGCCCCUUUACCGCCCUCACGGCCCUGUGGCCGGUAAACGAUGAGGGGAAAUACACCAUCGAGUCAGAGGGCAUCAAGAUCGCCUUCACCAACCACGGAGCUGCCGUCACCAAUCUGUGGGUGAAGGACAAGAACGGUGACAAAAUCGAUGUUGUGCUCGGCCUCGACCACGCCGACAUGUACCCUGACACCCAGUCGAAUCCGUACUUGAACGGCAUCAUCGGCCGGUAUGCGGGCUACAUCAGCGGCGCCGGCUACGAGGCCGACGGUAUUAUCCAACGUGUCUGGGCCAACGCCAACAGCGGCCUUGCUACGUUCAACGGUGGGAGCAAGGGCUGGGGUCGGCUUGACUGGGCUGUCCCAUCCAACGAGAAGGACAGCAUCACGUUUGUCAUGUUUGACAAGGGCAAGAACGGCUUCCCCGGCCUGUUUGUCGGCUGCCUGACGCACACCGUCACCCCUUACGAAUGGCACAUCGGGUAUGGAGUGACCCCGUUGCUGAUGCCGGGCGGGCCCAUCAACAUGGCUCAGCAGGCCUUUUUCAACCUCGAUGGGUUGAGAAGGACGACGAAAAACGGGACCGUGGCGUCUGUUCUCGACUACACCCUCCACUUGCCCCUGUCCGGGAUGCGGUUUGACUUUGACGAGCUCGGUAUCCCGACGGGUAACUUGCUAAGCAACAGAAGAGGGACAGAGCAUGACUUAUGGUCUGGGCCGAAGAUGAUCAGGGACAUGCUGAGCAAGAACCCCGACGCCAUGGAGUCAGCGUAUGACCAGACGUUUGCAAUUGCGCACAAGUACGCCGACAUCAGCAGGCGGGACAAGCCGGUGGCGGUUCUCUCGUCGCCAUACUCGGGAUUGACAUUGGAGGUAUACACGGACCAGGACGCUCUUCGUGUGCAUACGUGGAGUGAAGAGACGAACGGGCCCCUGAAUCUCAAGCGGAGCCAGGGCGAGGGCACCGUCCCCCGCCACGGCGCCAUCUCGUUUGAGCAGUCCGAGUGGCCCGAUGCUGUCAAUCAUCCCGAGUGGAUGCACAGGAAGUCGCUAUGGGGCAACCUGGACAUUUACACCGGAUACAUGGCGUAUAAAUUUAAAGUGGAUCAGGGGCAAAUAGGGCCGAAGAAGUGAUAGGAUGUAGCAAG
Canariomyces notabilis is the source of this 1223-nucleotide messenger RNA. Its product is annotated as galactose mutarotase-like protein. The record is from RefSeq and is a predicted model, not a curated record. Gene Ontology annotation, biological process: glucose metabolic process; beta-D-galactose catabolic process via UDP-galactose, Leloir pathway. The transcript is spliced from 3 exons. Bases 13 to 1209 code for a protein of 398 amino acids. Gene Ontology annotation, molecular function: aldose 1-epimerase activity; carbohydrate binding. NCBI's taxonomy places the organism in Eukaryota, Fungi, Ascomycota, Sordariomycetes, Sordariales, Chaetomiaceae.